GUGUAUUUGAUCGUUGGGGAUAUGGCGCAUUUGAACAGGACUAUUUUGUCUGCUGCAUUAUGACUGGAUUUCUAGCCAGCUAACUAGCUUUCGCUAGUUGCAUUGCAGAGUCUAUUUCUAUUAAACGUUACGUCGUGUUGCUUAUUGAAACACACAUCCCGCAAGGAAUUGUGAAUUUAGAUUGCAUGCCAGAGUCUUAACUAGCUACGACAGCUAAGCAAGCCACUCCUGAUUGUCUCAUGUUUUGCUGUGUUAUCGAUUUGGCAACACUCGCUUGGCCACGUCUUAUCAAUUUGUGUAUUUUAGUUUUCUCGUGGUAAACGCCAGCCUCUACCUAGCUAACGUUACCCAACGACUUGGUUGCUAAAUGUCGGAGAAGAGUUCGAACUCGUCGGGCUCCGAUGAAGAUGUGGAUCCCGAAUCUGGGCAUCCUGUUGAACUCGGUGGCGUCCUAAGCAAGUGGACAAACUACAUUCACGGAUGGCAGGACCGGUGGGUAGUGUUGAAGAACAACACUCUGAGCUACUAUAAGUCAGAGGAUGAGCGGGAGUACGGCUGCAGGGGCUCUCUGUGUCUCAGCAAGGCGAUCAUCACACCCCAUGAGUUUGAUGAGUGUCGUAUUGACAUCAGUGUGAACGACAGUGUGUGGUACCUACGGGCAGAGGACCCAGAGCACCGGCUCCGAUGGAUUGACUCCAUCGAACUACACAAGGUGGAGUCGGGGUAUGGUUCAGAGUCCAGUCUGAGGCGUCAUGGUUCCAUGCUGUCUCUCACCUCCGCUGCCAGUGGCUUCUCCGCCACCUCCACCUCCUCCUUCAAGAAGGGCCACAGCCUGCGGGAGAAGCUGGCGGAGAUGGAGACGUUCAGAGACAUCCUGUGCAGACAGGUGGACACGCUGCAGAAGUACUUUGACGGCUGCGCAGACGGCGUCUCCAAGGACGAGUUCCAGAGAGACAAAGUAGUGGAGGAGGAUGAAGAUGACUUUCCCACAAGCACGCGUCCCAAUGGUGACGGCCUUCACAACAACAACGGCAGCAGAGAGAAGUUGUUUCUCCCUGCCAGUCCUAAGGGCAUGAAUGGGAUCGAUUUUAAGGGCGAGGCCAUCACGUUUAAGGCCACUACAGCUGGGAUCCUGUCUACCCUGUCCCACUGCAUCGAGCUCAUGGUGAAGAGGGAGGACAGCUGGCAGAAGAGGCUGGACAAGGAGCUGGAGAAGAGGAGGAGGGUGGAGGAUGCCUACAAGUCGGCCUUGAGCGAACUGAAGAAGAAAUCUCACUAUGGAGGCCCCGACUACGAGGAGGGUCCUAACAGCCUCAUCAAUGAGGAGGAGUUCUUUGAUGCGGUGGAAGCUGCCCUGGACAGACAAGACAAGAUAGAGGAACAGUCAGAGAAGGUGAGGAUACCUAGACUGACCCCCGUCCCCCCUGGAGACGCAUACUCCGUCAUCGGAACACACCGCUUUGCCAAACAGCCCCAUAGCUACUCUUCCUCCCUGUCCUCCGUUGAAUUAGUCAGUGCCUCAGAUGAUGUUCACAGAUUCAGCGCACAGGUGGAGGACGUGGUUCAGAAUCACAUGACCUACUCCCUGCAGGACAUGGGUGGUGACGCCAACUGGCAGCUGGUGGUGGAGGAGGGCGAGAUGAAGGUGUACAGGAGAGAGGUGGAGGAGAACGGCAUCGUUCUGGACCCUCUGAAAGCCACCCAUGCAGUGAAGGGUGUGACCGGACACGAGUUGUGCCACUACUUCUGGGACACGGAUGUACGCAAUGACUGGGAGACCACCAUUGAAAACUUUAACGUGGUGGAGACGCUCUCAGACAAUGCUGUUAUAGUCUACCAGACACACAAGAGAGUAUGGCCUGCCUCUCAGAGGGAUGUCCUCUACCUAUCAGCUAUCAGGAAAAUCCUGGCGACCAAUGAGAAUGACCCAGACACGUGGCUGGUCUGCAACUUCUCUGUAGAUCACGACAACGCCCAGCCCACCAACCGGUGUAUCCGUGCCAAAAUCAACGUGGCCAUGAUCUGCCAGACCCUGGUGAGCCCUCCGGAGGGCAACAAAGAGAUCAGCAGGGACAACGUCCUCUGUAAGAUCACGUAUGUGGCCAACGUGAACCCUGGAGGCUGGGCCCCUGCCUCAGUCCUUAGAGCCGUGGCCAAGAGGGAAUACCCCAAGUUCCUCAAACGCUUCACCGGCUACGUCCAGGAGAAGACCAGCGGAAAACCUAUCCUCUUCUAAAUCUCACCGGUGUUGGAAGGCGAAACACCUUUUUGUCCUGAAGAGAUAUGGCUACAUUUCCCAUCAUUCAAUGGGCUCCCACAGACUACAUUACCCAAUCAUCUGUCAACCGGAAUUUCUUUACAAAUCAUCCAGAAUGUUCCAGAUGAAAUAAUCGUAUCAGACUGAUUUAGGGCUUUAAUCCAUCAGUAGUUACUAGCCACCUGAGCCACAAAAACAUUGUUAAACUGUCCAUGGAUGUGUUUGUAUAUAAAUUCAAGAAUUUCUGAAACGACAGAACCAAUCUUUUUGUAAAUUGUUUUGUAAAUCAUUUCCAAUUAUAUUAUUUUGGACUAUACUUUUUCAUUUGCUUUAAUCACUGAUUAUCACAGCGUCUUUUCAUGCUGUUAAUUUCACUACGAAGAAGGACACUGAGUAGAGAGUUCAGGCAAAGUAUGGCUAACCUUCUUCUCCUCUCCCUCUAGUGACGACCUGUGGUCUGAUGGGGGGAGGGAGUCCAAAGCUUUGUACACUCUUUUUGGCUAAAAUCUCUAUAUUUGUAGAUCAUAGCUGUAAAGGAGCACUAUGGAUGUGAUGUAUUAUACAGAGGCAGAGAUAGAUAAUUAGUUUAUCGGUGUAUGUGAAUUGACUUAAGGCAACCUGGAAUUGGAAGAACAAGUGUCAUAGGUUCUUUGAUUUGACAGUAUGGAUGGAUAAGAUUGAAGUAAUCUGUUGAAUGUGACCCAGCAACACUAUUAAGUGUUGGUUGCCCCCUCCCUCUCACUAUGUUUUGUCCAAGUAACAUACAGCAUUGGGUGUUCAGAUGGACCUUGUCAUUGGCUUCAAAGGCUUUUGGGAUGGCCGUUUCGACGUGACAUUUCACAUCCCGACACGAUGCUUUAGACACCAGGACAAAUCCACAGAGCCCAUCUAUCUACUACAGUAUAAUAUGACCAGAUGUGCUUUUAGAUUGAGACACUAAACAUUUCACACCUCAAUAUUGUGCAAUCAAAAAGUCUGUAAAGCUGAGGGCAGAAUCCUCCAAUCAGCAGCGACAUCAGCUGAAUACAUUUGUCUUGAAUGUUCUAUAUAAAGAAUGGGCACACUUUGUAUAUUUCUAAGUCCUCAAGUGAUAUUUGCACUAAAUAAUGCAAUUGGACAAUGUUCGAUAAAUUAAAAUUGCUACACUACAGAAAUGA
Oncorhynchus keta (chum salmon) is the source of this 3414-nucleotide messenger RNA. Its product is annotated as ceramide transfer protein-like. The transcript is spliced from 18 exons. The coding region runs from base 368 to 2236 and encodes 622 amino acids. Gene Ontology annotation, cellular component: Golgi apparatus. NCBI's taxonomy places the organism in Eukaryota, Metazoa, Chordata, Actinopteri, Salmoniformes, Salmonidae. The record is from RefSeq and is a predicted model, not a curated record. Gene Ontology annotation, molecular function: phosphatidylinositol-4-phosphate binding. Gene Ontology annotation, biological process: ER to Golgi ceramide transport.